Cyprinus carpio (common carp) is the source of this 1826-nucleotide messenger RNA. RefSeq names its product E3 ubiquitin-protein ligase TRIM35-like. Lineage: Eukaryota; Metazoa; Chordata; Actinopteri; Cypriniformes; Cyprinidae. The record is from RefSeq and is a predicted model, not a curated record. Gene Ontology annotation, molecular function: zinc ion binding; protein binding.
AUUUCCUGUUUCGGUUUCAAAAUGUGCAAAGCGUUGGUGAGGCACGCACAGAUCAGACAGCAGAUCUUUGCGAUACUCAUGGUGAUUCAUUUCUGAAAGCAUCAUUCAGAAAGUGAAAGUAAAGUUCAGAUUGCUGGAGCUCAAACAGUCAAAAUGGCUUCACUAACUGUAUCUGCAGAAGAGCUUUCUUGUCCUGUGUGCUGUGAAAUCUUCAAGGAUCCUGUUGUUUUAUCAUGUAGUCACAGUUUCUGUAAAGAGUGUCUUCAGCAGUUCUGGAGAAUCAAGAAAACUCAGGAGUGUCCCGUCUGCAGGAGAAGAUCCUCAAGAGAUGAUCCUCCAUGUAAUCUUGCACUAAAAAACCUGUCUGAGUCAUUCCUGAAGCAGAGAAAUGAGAGCCAUUCAUCAGGAUCUGAGGAGAUCUGCAAUUUACACAGUGAGAAACUCAAGCUCUUCUGUCUGGAGGAUAAACAGCCGGUGUGUUUAGUGUGCAGAGAUUCACAACAACAUGACAAUCAUAAAUUCAGACCCAUCAGUGAAGCCGUUUCAUCAUAUAAGGAGGAGCUCAAUUCAGCUCUUAAGUCCUUACAACAGAAAGUUAAACACAAUGAAAGAAUGAAAGGAGAGUUUGAGGAAACAGUUCAGCACAUCAAGUCUCAAGCUGAGCACACAGAGCAUCAGAUUAAACAGGAGUUUGAGAAGCUUCAUCAGUUUCUCAGAGAUGAAGAAGAAGCUACAAUCACUGCACUGAGGGAGGAAGAGGAGCAGAAGAAGCAGAUUAUGAAGGAGAAGCUGGAGGAGAUGAACAGACACAUCUCAGCUCUUUCACACACAAUCAAAGACACGGAGGAGAUGAUGCGAGCCAGUGAUGUCUGCUUUCUGAAGGAGUUUCCAGUCUCAAUGGAAAGAGCCCAGAUCUCAUCACAGCCGGAUCCACAGAUGCCUUCUGGAGCUUUGAUUCAUGUGCCGCGUUACUUGGGCAACCUGCCCUUCAGAGUCUGGAAGAAGAUGCAGGGCAUCGUCCAGAACACUCCUGUGAUUUUGGAUCCAAACACUGCAGAACCACGUCUCGUCGUGUCUGAUGAUCUGACCAGUGUGAGAAACAGUGCGGACAAACAACCUGUUCCUGAUAAUCCAGAGAGAAUUAAACAUUAUUUCUGUGUUCUGGGUUCAGAGGGUUUUAACUCAGGAACACACUGCUGGGAUGUGGAGGUUAAAGAAAGUGGGUGCUGGAUUCUUGGAGUAACUACAGCAUCCAACUGGAGGAAGAGAGGUGUUUUCUUUAACACUGAUGUCUGGUGUGUGAGGUACAGAUGGUCUUUUGUUUGUGGUUUUGGUGUUGAACAGCAGCUUGAUUAUGUGAGAGUGAAUCUGGACUAUGACAGAGGAACAGUAUCGUUCUCUGACCCUGUGACUAACACACAUCUACACACAUUCACAACCACCUUCACUGACACUGUCUUUCCAUUCUUCUGGUGUCAUUUUUCUUCCUCUCUGAAGAUCUUAGCGGUCAAUAGUCUGUAAUCAUUACUCCUGCAGCUCUGGAUCUUCCUGCUUUCGUCUUUCAUCGUGUUUCAACAUUUAAUCACUAUUAUCUGAAUAUCAGUAUGGUUGUGAUUGAUAGUUAGUUGAAGUGUGAUCACUGAUGGAUAUUAAAGGUGUCAUCUGAUGCUACAUGCACUUUUACAAGUAGUUUGAACUGAAAUGUGUGUUGGCAGUGUGUGUACACAACCACCCUAAAAUGAUAAAAAUCCACCCAGUGUUUUUUAUAUCAUUAUUUUUUUUAAUCUACUGAAAUCAUUUCCCUUUUCUCAAAUCGAACCGAUCUC